Molecule: messenger RNA, 330 nt
Organism: Mesoplodon densirostris (Blainville's beaked whale)
Lineage: Eukaryota; Metazoa; Chordata; Mammalia; Artiodactyla; Ziphiidae
Gene: OCM2
Product: oncomodulin 2
Exons: 4
Coding region: 1-330 (109 amino acids)
Cellular component (GO): cytoplasm; nucleus
Molecular function (GO): calcium ion binding
Source: RefSeq, a predicted model, not a curated record
AUGAGCAUCACAGAUGUCCUUAGUGCUGAUGACAUUGCAGCAGCCCUGCAGGAGUGCCAAGACCCGGAUACUUUUGAACCCCAAAAAUUCUUCCAGACAUCGGGCCUCGCCAAGAUGUCAGCCAGUCAGGUGAAGGAUGUUUUUCGUUUCAUAGACAACGACCAGAGUGGGUACCUGGAUGAAGAAGAGCUGAAGUUUUUCCUCCAGAAGUUUGAGAGUGGUGCUAGAGAACUGACCGAGUCAGAAACCAAGUCCUUGAUGGCGGCUGCAGAUAAUGAUGGAGACGGGAAAAUUGGGGCUGAUGAAUUCCAGGAAAUGGUACAUUCUUAA